Messenger RNA from Fragaria vesca subsp. vesca, 372 nucleotides. RefSeq lists its product as uncharacterized. The transcript has a single exon. The coding region runs from base 1 to 372 and encodes 123 amino acids. NCBI's taxonomy places the organism in Eukaryota, Viridiplantae, Streptophyta, Magnoliopsida, Rosales, Rosaceae. The record is from RefSeq and is a predicted model, not a curated record.
AUGCCUCUUGAGAACUUUUUCAAGUUGAAUGUUGAUGGAACUAGGACUUCUCCUUCUGGUAAAAUAGGUGCUGGUGGUGUUAUUAGAAAUCAUUGUGGAGACUGGAUUAUUGGAUUUCAAAUUAAUUAUGGAGUUGGUGAAAUCUUGGAUGUUGAACCCUGGGGUUGUUUUCAUGGUGUAAAGUUGGUUGUUGAUUUGAAUAUCAGAAACUUAGUGAUUGAAUCUGAUUAUGCUGUCUUGGUUCAACUGAUGCUCAAUUCUGCUUUUGAUAUUCAUCCCCUGGGCUCCCUUCAUGGAUGCAAAAAUUUGAUGAACAAGAUGGAUGAUGCUCAGCUUUCUCACAUCUUUCAGCGAGUGCAAUGCCACGACUGA